Molecule: messenger RNA, 7371 nt
Organism: Jaculus jaculus (lesser Egyptian jerboa)
Lineage: Eukaryota; Metazoa; Chordata; Mammalia; Rodentia; Dipodidae
Gene: Nckap5
Product: NCK associated protein 5
Exons: 17
Coding region: 460-6216 (1918 amino acids)
Biological process (GO): microtubule bundle formation; microtubule depolymerization
Cellular component (GO): microtubule plus-end
Source: RefSeq, a predicted model, not a curated record
UCGUGCAGAGAACUUCAGGGCAGGGAGACAAAACAACAAACUUUGCGAACUGAGCUCUGGGCAGCAGGCAGGGCGGCUGGAGAAGUCUUCUGAGCAGGCUAUCUUCGGCCCCUGUCAGAAUCAGAGAUGACACUCGGACAAGCACCUUAAAAGACACAAAAGAGGGAAGCGCGUUGAUGAUUGCCUCUGUAAACUCUGCGUUGGCGAGUUGCCCGGUGUGGUGCUGCAUACAGAACACAGCGGUGUUUGUUAAACCCAGGCUGGGAAACCAGUGAUGAAAACUCUGGAAGGAAGAUCCAAGAACCCCAGGAACUCUCCUGAAUAGCGUUAGAACUUUGAUCAAAUGCAACAGAAUGCAGUGAGUGGACUAAAGUGAGACAUUCAGCUAUGCCUUUUCGUGUCCCUGGAAACAGACGGGGGAGUCUUACAAAUCACAAAGGAAAAUAAAUAACUUCACCCAUGGAGGGCAAGAGACAGCUGGAGAAACGAGACUUUGGUAAAAGGUUGUCUCUGGAUAGCAGUCUUGUGGACUACAUGGACUCCAACAAAUACAUUGAUCAUCUGCUAACUCAACUCAGGGAGCAACACAGAAGCCUCUGGCGGGAGAAGUUGGCUGUGGCCAGACUGCAGCAGGAAGUUGCCCAAAGAACAAAUGAAGGGGCCAUGCGUGAGAAGCUGAUCCAUGAAUUGGAAGAGGAGAGACACUUGCGCCUUCAAAGCGAGAAGCGGUUGCGGGAGGUGACCCUGGAGUCGGAGCACAACAGGGUCCAGAUGCACAGCCUGCAGCAGAGGUUCUCCAGGAUGGAAGAAACAGUACGAAAUCUAUUGCAGAGUCAAGCAUCUCCAGAGCAGAAAAGAGAAGAAACUGUGAAUAUAAUGGUCUACCAGGAGAGACUGUCGGAGGACGAGAGAAAGCACCAGCAAGCUUUAAGUGAUCUUCACCUUCAUGUGGCAGUAGAUGAAGAUUCGCGGAGUGAAAGCAGUAGUACAGAUGGGGGAAAAGGAAAGACCAAACUGCUGUUAGAAAGAUUGAAGGCUCUGGAGGCAGAGAAUUCAGCAUUGGCUUUGGAAAAUGAAAAUCAAAGGGAGCAGUAUGAGAAGUGUCUUGAUGAGGUAGCCAACCAAGUUGUUCAAGCUCUGCUCACUCAAAAGGAUCUAAGAGAGGAAUGUGUAAAGUUGAAAACAAGAGUGUUUGAUUUGGAACAACAGAAUCGAACGCUAAGCAUCCUAUUUCAACAGCGAGCCAGACCAGCCUCUGAUGUGCUCCUCCAGGAACGCCAGCAGAAUGCAAAACCAAGAACCCCUGCCUUGAAAUGCUCUGGCUCAGGGCUUGUUGAGCCUGGACACCUCUGUCCUCGAAACAGUUGUAGCAGCAGCGACCUAUCACCGUCAAGCACCUGCAGCGAGUACUCCAGUGGUUCCUCCUACACAUGGCAUGAUGGGAAGCACCUUGGCAAAAGGCAGUCAUCACAGAACUGGGAUAAAAGACUAAGUAUUGACUCCUCGCUCCCAAGUGGCUUCACUAGUUCUGCAGAUGAACUUCCUCCCACUCGUAUCAAAGAGAGCCACAUUUUGGAAGGGCUGAGGAAGCUGCAGAGGAGAAGAGUGUUGCUUGAACCCCCAUCCAUGAUAACCAAGUGGGGCUAUAAAGAUUGUAUGAACUCAAAUGAAGGAAUAUAUUCUCCAGGAAUUAAGAGCAGCAGCCUCAAGGAAUAUCCUCCCUACAAACCACCUGGCACAGGAAGCCCCAGCAAGGAACCCCAUACCACCUUUGUCUAUGACACAGAUUCUCAUGAGGAGGCAGAUGACGACCCAUCUUCCCUAGCAUUGCAGCAAGCAGAUCCAAGCCAAGGCUGCAGGAUACCUGGCCGGAAGCUCACCCACAGUGUUUCUGACAGUCUGUUUGGCUUGGAGCUGCAUGGGAAACACUUGCUGGAAGGGACAUCUUCAGGUAAUAGCAGUGAAAGACCUGAAAGGCUUACUCAGUGCGUCAGCAACUGUCCCUUAGAGACGAAGAUGUACUCAAGUGUACACCAGCCUCAGGUCCAGAGAGAGAGGGAUGCUCACAGCCAAGGCCACAACCACAUGGCUCCCCAUGCCCAGCUCUCAGACACAGAUGAGAACGAAGCCCUGGAUGAGCUGCACAUAGAGAGCAGUGACGAGAGGAGCCCUUCAGACUCGUCACUGACGGCAGACACCGACAAGUCUGUGGAGAACCUGGACAUCCUUCUGGGAUUUGGAAAAUUGGAAUGUGGGUCUCAGGAGGAGGAUAAAGAACAACUGCCUUCUCAUUCAGAGAUCAGGCCAGCAACACUGGGCCUCAUUACGCAGCAUAGGGUUGUGAAGAGAACCUCUUCAGAAGAAUGUAUCACAGUGAUAUUUGAUGCAGAAAAUGGAGAGCCCGUUGAAUUCAGUUCUCACCAGACUGGAGUUGUAACUGUGACAAGGGCCGAAAUUUCCAUCAGCCCAGCCCUCACUGGGUCCACAGCAGAAAAUACUGAACUUUUACCUCAGGGAAUUACUUAUUUACAGACACAAGCCACCACAAAAGACUAUUCCUUCCCAGGCAGACCCAGAGAAGAAACUGAGAAAAACAUUCCAAGAGAUGAUGAAGGCAGUGUUGCUCUGGCUCUACCUGACUCUUUCAGCCCCAGGACUACAGCAAUUCAGAAUUCCCCACAUAUGAAGCUCACCAAACCAAUACACAGCAUGUUAUAUCAGAGUGACUCUAGGUCCUUGGCAUCCAUGGGCAUCUUUCAAAAGCAAGGCCUGACUAAAAUACCUGCCAGAGGCAAGUCAUCACCUCAGAAAUCAAAAACGACAGAGCCUGAAGCCUCUACAGUCCCUCCCUCCAGUAGUCCAGUGAAUCCUGAAAAAUCAACACCCUUCCCUAUAGGGAAACUCUCACAACGCACAAAGGCAGACAGCUCGGGGCCACUCUUUGACAGACGAGUAGAUCCACACAUUCCAAAGCAACCCACUCUGCUUUCUUAUGGUCCCAGAGUGUCCAACAAGAAAAAUUGGGCCUCAUACCUCAAGAAUCAGGUUCCAGAGGCUCGAUCAAGGCCUCUCCUCAGGCCUGAUGAUAGCAGGGAUACCCCUGUGAGGGACAAAAACUGUGGUUUGGGUUCAGAAUCAGCAGUGAGCUCUCCCUCCCUAUCCCCACCUCCAGGCAGGUCAGUCUCUCUAUUGGCUAGGCCCAGUUAUGACUACCCACCACCGAAAUCAUCUGCCAAACCUGAACCCAGGGUCCCCAGUGACACAGCAAAGACAGAGGUCAAGUCCCCUAAACUAAAAGGAUCCUUUGCCCCUGUGACUUCUUCCGGUCAGACUACUUCAGAAGUUCUAAGGAAGAAACCUGCUAUGGCCUUGAAAAAGUCCAUCUUUCCUUCCUGUCUACCCUCCACAGAAGUAUUAAUGCAUACCCAAUACCCUGACCACACCCCCUCUGGUUCAUGUGCCGUCAUAGCCCCAGGACCACAAAAGGUCUCUCCAAAAAGAGGUGUUCCCAAAGCCUCUACUCAGCAAACACUUGGGACCAUCCACCCGAACCGAGGGCUAUGGACACCUAAGACUUGUCCUUCAACCCAUGAGCUACUGGAGAUAGCAUCCUCCAAAAGCUUAUCUCCAAAAAGAAAAGGACUGUUGAAUGACAGUGUUCCCAUAUCCUGCCAGCCUUCCUUCUCAGGGACAUCAGAGUCACCAUCAUCUCAGGUUAACAGCCCCUCACCCUCAUCACAAUUGCCCUCCAAAAGUCACACCACAACACAAGACAGUCAAAACCCUCCUGAGAAAGUACUGAAAACCCGCCUCCCAGUAGGACUCAAACUCCUCAUGAAGUCUCCCCAGUUGGCCAGAAAAAGCUCCUUGGUGCCAGGCAAACAGGAGAAAGAUAGUUUAAACGAAGCCUCUAAAAGCUCUGUGGCUGUGAGCAGGAAUAAACCUGAGGACUCCAGAACUCCAGAAAGCCUGGAAACCACAGGUGAUGAGAGAAACACAAGCUUGCUAGAUUUACAAGCUGCAGUCAGUUUGACCAGAGGGAUUCCCCUAGCAAUGCCAGAGUCAUCAGAAAGUGGCAUCCCUGGGGCCGAUGGAGGAGAUGGAGUAGAAAACAGACCAGUGAAGAGAUCCUUCUCCUCUAGCAAGCCACACCUAAAACCAGCUCUAGGCAUGAAUGGUGCCAAAGCCCGGAGCCAGAGCUUCAGUAUCCACUCAGGAGACAAGCCUUCCAUACCUUCCACAGAGGGGCCAGGCAAAAUCCGAACUCACAUCAUCACCAACACUGCUGAGAGAGGUAAUUCUCUCACCAGACAGAACAUCCUCACAGAGGGAUCCCCAAGCAAGAGCCCUUCUGUUCCUGUAUCUGAGAAUAUACCUGAUACUGGGAGAAAUCUGGGACACUCCUUCUCAAGGCAAGGGUCCCUAGGCAGCACAGAGAGCUCCAGCAGCCAGCAUGGAAGCCCAAGCAAGCUGCCUAUGCGAAUCACCCCACGAUCUGAAGGGCUCUUCACCACACUUGGAAUGGAAGACCAACAGAUCUAUGACCAGGGAGAAGGCCCCAGGGUAGAUGUCCACGAAGAUCCCGGAAAUGACUAUGACAGGUGUCUGCUCAUUCCUACAAGUGGCACUCAAGUCUUGCAAGCCACAGGGAGGGUGGAACUUUCAAGCCAUUUGGGAACAAGCAGGAUAUCCAAGCUGGAAACAUCUGGAAGAAGUUCAGAUGUUUCUACCACUGAGACUAAUGCAGUGAGUCCAGAAGCCCCUCUCUCACCCUCAAUCGAAGAAAAGGUCAUGUUGUGCAUUCAGGAAAACGUGGAGAAGGGUCAAGUGCAAACAAAGUCCACUUCCAUGGAAACAAAGCCAAAGCCCGGGCCCUCUUUUACCAACUGGUUUGGUUUUCGGAAGAGUAGACUCCCAGCUCUCAGUAGCAGGAGAGUAGAUGCUUCCAAAACUAAAAUGGAAAAAAAAGAUGGAAAAGUCCUUGGGUUUGGAAACAAGCAACUCAAAUCAGAGAGAAAAAAGGAGAAAAAGAAGCCCGAAGAACAGCGCAAGACAGAAAAUGAGCUUAUCAGGGGUGCCAAGUCACCAGAAAUUCCAGAAAAUGGUUUACAAAACAAAAGGAAUCUGAAAGCAUCACAAGAUGUCUAUAGCCUCACAAAGUUUGAACCAAGAAGUAGACCCAGUGCUGCUGUGUGCUUAACAGAGGACACCUUUAUGACAGAACUGUUGAACAGAGUUGAUAAGAAAGGCACUCCACAGACAGAAAAUGGAUCAAAUAGUGUUUCCUGCAAGAGCAUGUUAAAGGGCACUUCCCAGGGCUCCUGUUUUGCCAGCAGCUCCAUCAGCAUUCAAGGAAGCCAAAAGAAAAUUAUCAAAGCCAAAGUCAAUGUGGAAAUACCAAGAGACUCCCUGGUGAAGAAUGUCAAUGAAGACUUACAAGAGAAUGAAGACGACAGAAUUGGAGAUUCUGCAUUUCAGAGCCAUGUCAUAGAAUCAAACUGCCUGAUGAGAACAUUGGACAGUGGAAUUGGAACCUUCCCCCUCCCAGACUCAGGAAAUCGCUCAACUGGACGAUAUAUAUGCCAGCCAGACUCCCCAGAGGAUCAUCAGCCCCUCUUGUCUCUCCAGCCAGCCCCUUCCACAGCAUCUCCUGCCAGAGCCCAAACCCUUGAACGAGAAGUGCCUUCUUCCACAGACAGCCAGCUUUCCUCAGACUCCACCAUUGUUCACUCCAUAUCUGACCCAAUUAUGACAGCCAGAGUGAAGCGAGUGCCACAGAGCCACCUACCCAAGCCCACCUCCUCAGGAAAAACCAUCUUCCAGAAGCUGAAUGAAGUGGAGUCAAAGCCUCAGAAUUGCUCAACAUACACAGAAGACCCCAUGACACGGGAGCCCCAUCCAGGUUGGAGGAGUGAGGCAGGCACUGUGGAGACCCAGGAGUUGAAGCAAGUUGAAGAAACAAAAGAAGCUCCUGGGCAUAAAUUAUCUAAAAUUUCCCUGGAGACAUUCAGCAAAUUUAACAGCAAUACUGUGAUUUUAUUAGAGAAAGAGAACUCUCCAAACAAAGUCGAAGGACAAAAGGAAGGGAAAGAAAAAAACGAAGAAGUAUCUUUGAGUAGUUCAGACCGACCCGGGGUGGACAACAUGGAGUCUCUGAGUGAUUCUUUGUAUGAUAGCUUCUCUUCCUGUGCAAGUCAAACUUCAAAUGAUGCAUGAAACUUCCCCUUCUUUUGGUGACACCUAAGUCAAGCAGGGGUGCUGGAUGUAGGGAGAAACAAGACACUCUUGCAAAUCCAGAUAAAUUCACAGCAGGCAACCCACCAGAGUUUAUUUCUCUGGCAGGGCAAUAAAGAGAGACCCUAUUUGUCACCUUUCAAGGGGAUUGAAAAUAGACUCCAUAUGGAAUUCUUAAUUUUGCACUUUUGCUUUGAAUAUUUGUACAGAAGUUGUAAAUUUUCUGGAAAAGAAAUUAUAUUUGUAGGGGGGAAAAAGGAUAGCAAUAAGCAGAAGCAGAGCCAUGCUCUUGAAAUGAUGUACUAAGUCUUAGAAGUUGAUAAUAUAUUUUUUUUAAUUCCAACUAAAGAAGUUGUGAUGAUAGCUGUCCCUCAUUCUCCAGUUAUUUGUGGGUAAACUGUAACCCUAAACUCGGGCCUGAGGGAAAGCUGCCUGGGGCUUGGUAAUCUCCACCUCGUGGUUUUGAUAGAAAAUUUAAUGAUAGCUCAAUGUCAAAAUUGUUGCCAGGGAGAUUCAAGUUGUAGUACCAUGCAUAGUGCCACCCUAGUGAAAAAUGACGUGUGGUCACUGACCUGGGGUAUGACAUGGACUGCAGAAGGAGUCCACAAAUCUCCUCUCUAGCAGGCUGAAGUUCCCUCUGACAUUCUCUUACAACCUCCUUAGUAUUUAUCUGUGAACCUAAAUAUUUGUUGAUUUUUAUCUUCCUGCUCUUUUUAUUAAAAGAUGGGUAGUCUGUUGGCCGUGUUCACAUUAUGAAGCUAAAAUGAAUGGUUGGUGCUAUGAAAAAUUUCUUACUUUUUAAUAUACUUUUUUCUAUAAAGUCUGUUUAUAUGUAAGGAUAAAUUCUAUUUUAAAAGUUAUGUGUAUUUUUUCUAGAGGUGAACUAUUUAUAAUUGCUUUGUACAGAGCGUGAUAGCUAGGCAUAGUACAGCUAUUUUCAGAUCUAUGUGGUUACUUUAGCACAACACUGUUUCUUUUGGAGUAUUGUGUAUGAUCAGUGUUAUGUUGUUUAUUUGUGCAAUUCGUAAUGUUUGAACUUUGUUAUCUUAAGUGGGAAUUAUGUAAAGCGUCCUUGUCUUUCAUGCUUUAAAGAAAGGUCAUUUUGUUUUAUUUCUGAAUAAAAGUCUAUCCCAGUUA